GUGAAAUGCAUGCAGUUGCAUUCUGCUCUUACACAUCGUUCGGUUUCUUUUUUUAGCAUGUGCUGACGUGUGGAGGAGUGAAGCUGACGUCUGGCUUGAAUCGUGGCAACAUCUGGAUUGGAGGUGUCCCACCUUUGGCCCAGGAGGGCAAGCAUCGGGCUGGGCAUCCAAUGGCCCAACUCCCUUGCAGCAUCAUACUUGUCCUGGGUCACAGGGACACCUUGUAGCAGGAAAAUCAAACUGACCCUACAAUGGAUGGAGGUCCAUGUGGAUGUAAGAGGAAUUGUGCACAGGUGCUCCAGCUUAGGACAGAGUUCAUUACUGCACAGUGGACUCAGGGAGAAACAGAAGAUUUGUUGGUUCAUAGACCAGCCAAGACGCAACUUCAUUAAUGCAGUGGAAAGACUUGAAGAAUGAUGAGCUCCAAAGAGGAGGAAACUCUGAGUUUUUUCCAAUAUGUUGAGGAGAAUGGGCUGAGAGCCUACAACAGCCUGAUAGCUCAGAACUUGGACCACGCCAGGAAUGAGAGAAAUAGGACAUUCCUGCAGGAAAAAAAAGACAAAAAAAGAAAACAGGAGGAAGCCAUAAGGAGAAUAGGUGAGGAGAUAGCAACAGAAGGCAAGCACUUGCGAAUGGGUUCAAUAACCAUGCCAGACCCCCAGGAAUGCAUGCCCUUGCCUCACCUGCAUGCCAUUGCCUGCAGGCAGGGCUUUUCUGUGCGCUCCCAGUCCCUCCAUUCGGUCGGUGGUGGGAACAGUGGAGGAGGAGGAGACGAGGAAGUGGGAAGUCCAACCUCCAGGAAACAGCCACCACCUAAACCCAGGAGGGACCCGGCCACCAAGCUGAGCAUGUCGUCUGAGGCGGUGGACCACAGUGUUUCAUCCAUCUGCCAUGGAGAGAGAUGUGAUG
This is a messenger RNA of Nematolebias whitei (Rio pearlfish), 909 nucleotides long. RefSeq names its product neuronal tyrosine-phosphorylated phosphoinositide-3-kinase adapter 2. Lineage: Eukaryota; Metazoa; Chordata; Actinopteri; Cyprinodontiformes; Rivulidae. The record is from RefSeq and is a predicted model, not a curated record. Gene Ontology annotation, biological process: phosphatidylinositol 3-kinase/protein kinase B signal transduction; neuron projection morphogenesis.